Chenopodium quinoa (quinoa) is the source of this 1368-nucleotide messenger RNA. RefSeq lists its product as uncharacterized. The record is from RefSeq and is a predicted model, not a curated record. Lineage: Eukaryota; Viridiplantae; Streptophyta; Magnoliopsida; Caryophyllales; Amaranthaceae. The transcript has a single exon. Bases 1 to 1368 code for a protein of 455 amino acids.
AUGGAUAAAAGAAAUAAAAAGUGGUGGACAUUUCCUAGAUGGAGUGAUGAAUUUGAGCACGGAGUUGAUGAAUACAUUGAAAACACUUUUGCAUCGAAGUCUCACGGAGAUGAAAUUUAUUGUCCAUGUGUAAUGUGUCUCUACCUUUAUUGGCAUCCUAGAAUUGUUAUUAAACAACAUGUAAUUUGCAACGGGUUUGCUCCUAGAACAGACAUACUGUCAGAAGCAUGGACAGAUAACAAACGAGAAAAUGUGAUAGUUGACAAUAAUGUAUCUUUGGACCCGAAUGAUGACAUAGAGGGGUUGUUGAAAGAUACUUCAAGAGAGGGUCCAAAUGAAGAUGCAAAGAAAUUUUUAAAGCUUGUUGAAGAAGGCCAGCAAGAGUUGUACACGGGCUGUAAAAAGUUUACCAGACUUGCCUUUACAAUUCGUCUGUUUGUUUAUAAGUGCGAUUUUAAGCUCACCAAUGUCGCAUUUAGUGCUUUGUUAGAACUAUUUAAGGAUGCUCUACCUGAUGAUGCAAAGCUGCCUUCUUUUAAUGAAGCAAAGAAAUCUUUAAAAGUUUUAGGGCUAGACUAUACUAAGAUUGAUGCAUGCCCUAAUGAUUGUAUGUUGUAUUGGGAGGAAAAUGAAAAUGCAACAAGCUGUCAUGUUUGUGGUACCCCAAGGUGGAAAUCAAAUGAUAUGGAGAAUGUGGAAGGAAAGACUCAUAAAAUUCCUGCAAAAAUUCUAAGGUACUUUCCAAUAAAAAAAAAAAGGUUGCAGAGACUAUUUAUGUGCCAAGAGACUGCCAAGUACAUGACUUGGCAUGUAAAUGGACGUGAAAAAGAUGGGCUUUUACAGCAUCCAGUGGAUGGUCAAGCUUGGAAAGACUUUGACAAGUCGUAUCCAAUGUUCUCUGAAGAGCCUCGUAAUGUGAGGCUAGGGUUAGCCACUGAUGGAUUUAACCCAUUUCACACAAUGAGCAUUGUACAUAGUACAUGGCCAGUGAUUUUGAUAAAUUAUAAUUUGCCUCCAUGGAUGCUCAUGAAGCACGAGUAUUUGAUGCUGGCAUUACUUAUUCCUGGCCCUUUAUCUCCUUGCAAUGAUAUUGAUAUUUAUCUACAACCAUUGAUAAAAGAUCUUAAAGAUUUGUGGGAAUUUGGGCUGGAGUCAUAUGAUGCUUCAACUAAUGAAAGAUUUGACAUGCGAGCAGCUUUAGUGUCUACCAUUUCUGAUUUUCCAGGUUAUGCAAUGUUGUCCGGUUGGAGCCAAGGGAAAAUGGCAUGUCCAUGUUGUCAUUAUGACACAAAUUCAAAAUGGUUAGAUCAUAGUCAUAAGUGGUGCUAUAGGGAUCACCGUCCAUUUCUUGAACUAUCUCACCCUUAG